This is a messenger RNA of Melopsittacus undulatus (budgerigar), 7932 nucleotides long. It is a transcript of the gene LUZP1, whose product is annotated as leucine zipper protein 1. The coding region runs from base 232 to 3555 and encodes 1107 amino acids. Gene Ontology annotation, biological process: neural fold bending. The record is from RefSeq and is a predicted model, not a curated record. The transcript is spliced from 4 exons. NCBI's taxonomy places the organism in Eukaryota, Metazoa, Chordata, Aves, Psittaciformes, Psittaculidae.
CAGCGCCCGCAGCCGAGCCCGGAGCCCCCCGUGGGCUGCGGCUGCCCCGCAGCGACGGACGGGACCCGACGGGACCGGAGCGGACGGGACCGGACGGGAGCAGCCAGGCCCGGCCGCUCCCUCAGGGUGAGAUUGCCUCUGUCCAAGGAAACGGGAACGCAGCAGGAAUACACAAGGUGCCCAAGCCCACGACAAAGCAAAGCCUUCACCUAAAGGGAACAGAACAGAAACAUGGCUGAAUUCACAGGGUACAAGGAAACCUCCAAUCGGCACCUACGCUUCAAGCUGCAGAGCCUCAGCCGCCGCCUCGAUGAGCUGGAGGAGGCAACCAAGAACCUGCAGAAAGCUGAGGAUGAGCUGCUGGAGCUCCAGGACAAGGUUAUCCAGGCGGAAGGCAGCAACUCCAGCAUGCUGGCUGAUGUUGAGGCCCUGCGGAAGAGGGUGCUGAAGAUUGAAGGCAAGGAUGAAGAGAUCAGGAAGGCUGAAGAGCUGUGCCGGUUAAUGAAAGAGAAGCUUGAGGAGGAGGAGAGCCUCACCCGGGAGCUGAAGGCAGAAAUCGAGCACCUGCAGAGGAGAAUGGCGGAGCUGGAGAAGCUGGAGGAGGCCUUCAGCAGGAGCAAGAACGACUGCACUCAGCUGUGUCUGAGCCUCAAUGAGGAAAAGAACCUGACCAAAAAGAUAUCGACGGAGCUGGAAGUGCUUCGUGUGAAGGUGAAGGAGCUGGAGGCAUCUGAGGACAGGCUGGAUAAAACAGAGCAGAGCCUGACGGGAGAGCUGGAAAAACUGAAGUCCUUAGCACUGAGCUUCAUCACGGAGAGAAAACACUUUAAUGAAAGGGAAAAGCAGAAUGAGAAAAUCAUCCAGGAGCUAACACAGAAACUGGAGCAAAACAACAAACUCAAUAGGGCAGAUCAAACCAGGAAUGCAUCCAACCUGCUAGAGAGGUCAUCAAAUAACCUGCUAGACAGAAAUGAUUUGAGGAUUGAAGAUGACCUGACUUCGGCGUUGCCCUCCAAGGAGACCAGGAGGAAGGGAAGUGUGGAUUACCUGAAACACGUUGAAAAUGAGACCAGGAAUAAGUCAGAAAACCAGAAGAAUAAAAACCAGGAGGACAACAAAGUGAAAGAUCUCACCCAAGAAAUCGAGAAACUUAAAACUCAGAUAAAACGGUUUGAAUCUUUAGAGGAAGAGCUUAAGAAAGUGAGAGCCAAGAAUAAUGACCUCCAGGACAGUUACUUGAGUGAGCAGAACAAAAACAAGCUCUUAGUGGGUCAGCUGGAAGAAAUAAAACUGCAAAUAAAGAGACAGAAAGAUCUGGAGAAUGGAGAGGUGGAAAACGAAGAAACAGGGUUUGCUAGCAGGGGCAAACAUGACAGACCUAAGUACAGGGGUGUCAUAGCUGAUCUGACAGCUGCCAAGCACAAGCCAAGGGAGCUCUCGCCCCAGCAACGCCGGGAAAGAGCAAGGAACAGAGAUUUCUCCAUCAGCAAUGACAGUUAUGCCCACGGUGGGAAGCAGGUGUCCAGUCCAAGCUUAACAACCAGGAAAGCAGGCAAAGCAUCUGGUGCCUCUGCCCUUUCAGAUGCUGCCGCCACGGACACAAAGAGACUGGAAGAGAAAUCUUCAGUUCCCACUUUGUCUUCUGGUCAGAAGGAAACCUGCAGCCCUCAGAAUGAGGGGAAGAGAGCGAAAGAGCAGCCCUCCGUGCUGAGCCGAUACCCUCCUGCUGCACAGGAGCAGAAGGCUUGGAAAGCACCUUCCAAAGCUGUCGGAGACCCAGGCCUGAGAUCCAAGGCUGAGAAGCCAUCUCAGGUGCUCCGUGGCAACGGAGCUGACGCACGAGAGGAGAAGUCAAACAAAGGGGAAUCGGUGGCUUCUUUGGCUGAGAAGCUGAAGCCAAGUCAGGCAGAAGUCAGUGACUGCUCAGGGGACACCAGGGGUAACCACACGUCUUCCAAUGGCACAGGUUCUGCAUACAAGUACCAGCUCUCCUCCCAUGUGUCAGCAUCUGACUCUAAAGUAGAAGCAGUGAGCACUGCUGCUGCAUCUCACAGGCAGCCUUCGGAGGGGAGGGCCAAAAGAGCAAUCAUGUCCCAGGAAAAGGAGUUUGCAGACACAUCACUUGAAUGUGGGAAGCCUUCGACACUAACCAAGUGUUCGCAUCGCUCCAGGAGUCAGGAGGAUGUGCUGCAGGUUACCACAGGGCUCGAUAAGGAAGACCCGGAGCAGUCUUCAAGUGCAGUGAUGGAGCGUGUAAAUGCUUGCUUAAAAAUGGACUCCAAAAGCAUGCAGAGUAACCAAGAAAAGCUUCAUUCAGAUGAGGAAUCAGGAAGAAGCAAGAAAACACAAUCAGAUUUUGAGACGAGAAGGAAAGGGAAUUCCAAGCAGUUCUCCAAUUCCAGGGGGGUUUUUAGAGCAUCGCUUUUGGAAAAUGACACAACCAGUGUGAAUGAGGAAGACCCCAGCAAGGGUAUCAAACCACCCGAUGCCAGCACUGCAGGACUUAAAUCCAGAAGGUCGUUCAGCCCAAGAGAAGCUCUGAGAUCAAAAGCUGUCAUUAAACCUGCAAUUGUUGAAAAGGAUAUGAAGGCAGUGAUGGGAGGAACCGUUUGUGAGGCUGAGUCCGAGAAACAAAAGUCUGUUUUUAAACCAGUAACAAAUAAAAUGACAAGCAGCAUCACAAUCUUCCCUUCUGAGCCAACAGCUCCAAGAGCCAGUGCGGAUACAGCAGCAAAGGAAAGACACGUUACCACCAGCAACAUCAGAGUUGCUCCAAAUGAGCCUUCACCAGUAGCAAACAGUCUCCCCACGCCUGUUGAGAUAUCGAUCAGUAAAAGUGCUCUGAAAUCAUCUGAGGCAGACAGGACUGGAGAGGCAGCACCAAGAAGCAAAGCAGAAACAGUGGUCUCAAGGAGCAGCAUCAUGAUAAAGACUUCGGAGCUCAGCGAGAGGAGCACUGAGCCAGAGACAAUCAGCUGGAAGAGCCAUGGCUCUGCAGAUGCAGUUUCAUGUGAAACAAAGCACGUCACUGUGAGAAGUUCCUGGAGAACCAGGCAAGGCUUACAUUCCCUGGAGCACCCUCAGCCCAAAGGGGAGAGAAGUGCAGCUUCCAGUACUACAAGCAGGUGUAUGUCCUCAGUGGACCUCUCGGAAAUGGAAGGGAACAAUGCAAGAACGAACCUCGUGGAGCAGACCUCAGCAAGGACCAAUGCCACAGCUGAUUCCUGGAGUGCCCCUGAACUGGGAUCCCGAAGGACCAAAAGUAACUUAAGUGCAUCUGAACUGCUAACACGCAGGAGCUGUGCAAGUGAUCCUGCAGCAGCUUCUGCUUGGCACCGGACCACACUACCUGAUGAAAGCAAAGACUUUGUGCCCAGCUCCAGAAGAAGACAGUGCAGCUCUUCGGAGUAUCUGUCACAGGUGGACACAGCAGGGAAGAGGCCAACAAGCAAGAUGGAGCUGCAGGACCCUGAAUGCAACCCUCACACACCACUGGGUCUCCAAGGGGAGGAGCAGGGUACAUCCCGGGCCUGCCGGACAACAUCUCGGAGAUGAGCUGUGUUGCCUUCCACCCAAAGAACACGCUGCACAGUGGAGCAAGAGGCAGGACAGUACCAAGCUCAUGGGUGUCCCACCUGUUUUUAACCUCUGCGCAGGCUUAAGCAAGCCUGAAACCAGUUUUCUAAUGCGAUCUGCAAGGUACAGGAGCUUUACCAGUGAAUCCAUUUUCUUCUUUGCUGAAGAGGCAGCUGCAGAGACUUUGCUCAGGGGACUCCCACUUCUCAUCUCUGUACCUGCAAUCUUACAUCUGCUUCAUAGGAUGAUAGGUCUGUCUCCAUAUGGAAGUCUUGACUGCACAGCCACUCUGAACGAUGGUACUGCCUGCACAAGAGAGAACUCCUUAAUCACUUGCAUUUAGAUAAGAUCCCAGAAGUAUCCCUGUGGCUACAGUCCACCAGCCCAUGACAGCUGUCCUGCAUGGCUCCACAUCCAAAAGCUUUCCGUUUCUAGGGAGAGUUUGCAUUCUCCUAAUCCACCUUUGUUGGCUUGGGUUGUGGUCACCUCAGUACCUGUGUUCCCAGCACCCUCUGUCAUAAGGCAGGAGGAAACCAUUCCCCACUGGUUGCUUUACACACUAAGAGUGAAGGAGAGCAGAAAAUACUGUAUAGAAGCAGCUCCCUCCCUGUUGCUGUCAGUCUGCAGCAAGCUUUGCAUGACCUGCUCAUCACAAGCUGAGAUCCUGCACCAAGAAGUCAAGCACUGAGCCAAACCAGCAUCAGUUCAUGCAGCAGUGAAACUCCCUCCCGACUUGGAUUGCGGUGCUUUCUUACCUGAAGCUUUAUGUCUUGUGCUCUGCAGGCAACAGCCCUGCUGCACUUUGUCAGCAGUUGUGCUCUAAGGGAAACACAAGCAGAAUGUCCUUGUUCCUUUCAAAAACAGGCUGGAGGCAGUGGGAUUGGAACCUCAGAUGAGCUCCAGUAAGGCUAUCUAGGCAGCCUCGGUCCAUGCACCUCUUCGGGACCACCUCAUCUGCCGUGGCUGGGACUCAGGUAUGGUCAGAGACUGCUUCCCAUAGAGGUACGUUACCCUGCCAGUGCCCACAGGCAGAUGAUGAUGAUGAUGAUGAGUGCAGAUGAUGUUGCUGUUGGGAGACACCAACCCCACAGCUCCAGGAGAUGCUCAGGUGUUGGAGCAGCAUCUGCCCUGAGCAAGGUGACUGCAUGUGGCUCACACAGAGCUCUGCAGGACCUUCCUUUACAUCCCAUCACCCCACUGCAGGUUCUGUGCUGCCUGUUGGGAACAGGCACCCCUCUUGCUGAGGGACAAGGACAACAAUGCAGAAGGGAAAAGGUCCCUUGUUUGGUUGGAGGUGCUGCAGGAACAGCCGUGCCCCAGCAGCUCCCAUACGCACCCUGCUCAUUCCCACAGCUCACCUUCCAGAGUGAUGGAAGUGACACAGGCACAGCAGUGACACAGGCACAUCCAUGGCUCUUGUCCUCCCUGUCCCUUGCGAUUAUGCCUCAAUUCUGAGAGGCAAAUGAAUGAGGAAAAAACAGCUGGUAGGAAAAUGUCUAUGAAAGCAUUUCUAUAAAAAGUGUUUCAAUGAUGUGAUUUUUCUUCUAAAAAAGGUUGUUUGGAGGAAGGGAAAAAUAUUUUUAGGAAAAAGUUUCAUUUUGCAAUUUUUAGGUGGUUUCCCAAAUUUAUAUUUUUAACCCUUUAGUUUCUAUUUCGUGACAUGUCCAAGUGUCACAUUAACAAGACAAAGAGAUGAUGCUAUCUCCUACCAUUCAUUUCAUGUCAUGGCCAUGCUCGUAGAGAAGGGGAUAAACAGAUCAUCACCUGUAAUGGGAAAGAAUCUUUGAUUCAGAAUGCAAACUGAAGGUAACUGAGGUUAAUUCAGAUUCCUACACUGCCUCCCCUGCCCCGUGUUUAUGGGAAGGGACAAACCAGUGCAGAUGGAACUGAAACCACAAGGGGUUGGGGUUCAGUCUCCACACUGAGCACCCUGCUCUGCUCAGAGGUUUCUGUAGGGCAAGAUCAUCACUGCCACACAAAAAGUCAUCACUUGAACAGCAUCAGCUCCCUCAGCUCCUCAUGCAGCCCUGCAGGCUGUCCAGAGAGGCAGAGCUGCAGCCUGAGCAGGUGAUCCAUCUCAGCAGUGUCUCAGGACUGGCUCACUGCCCUCUGCCAGGCUCAAGAUGCCACCUUCUGACUCCUUCAUGGUAAAGAACAUACUUCCCUUCAAACUAAACGUGCUGUCUCAGGGCCUCUUCCACCCGUUGCAUGGGAGAUGCUGCUGCUACCCCCUUCCAAGCCACUGCAGUGAGUGGCCCAACUGCCUCCUGCAUCACCUGCUUGCUCAAGCUGGGAGGUCACAUCUUGGCAUGUACCUGCCUCUGCAGACACCACAGCAAUCAUUUACCUCCAUUUCCAUUCCCAAACCUGCUGCUAAGCAGCUCUCCAGCCAUACAGCACAUACCCAGUUAGUCCCUGUGGAAGAGCCACUGCUGAAGACCUGCUUGGCAUUGCAGUUCAGCAGAAGACCUCCCCCUGCCCCAUGUCACUGCUGCCCAGGACCUCCAGCUGCAAACAUCUGGACAGCACAUCUGCACUGCUUUGAGCAGUGACUGCAUGGAAGGAAACUUCCAGUGAGGAGCCCCAUCCAGUUGCAGGACAGUGGCUGCACACAUCAACAGCCCUCGCCUCCUCAAGUCCAUGGAUCCAGCUUAGUAUGGUGCUUCCAAAGCUCCUUCCAAGGGAACUGGCUUCAGGUCCAUCCAGGAAUGCUCUGCAUCUCUAUGACACAACACGCUGGGUCAACACAACCUUCCCUGUACUUCUGCACCAAACUCGAUGAGCUUUUCACCCCCACAGCUCAUCCCAGCAAUGCAAUCCCCUGUCUGAAGUGCACCACCAGCAAAAGCUGUUGCUUUUCCCCUUCUGUCAGCCAGGACCAGGUUUUCCUUAGCCAUGGGCAAGUGGAGGGCUUCACACUGCUCUUGACGGGCUCAGGAUGUGCAGCAGGAGCCCCCCAGUUGCUGCUCAUAGGGAAUGUCUCUCCUUUGGCUGCAGCAGUGGUUGGGUCAAUACUUCACAUAUCCUCAACUCCUGCUCUAGACUCAGUCUCACUGCUUGUGCAUGGUGAACACAGGUGUCACUCAGUAACUACCCCAGGCCGGUUUUACCACAACCGAGAUGAAAUCGAAGAAAAACCCUCUUUUAAAAUGGAAAGGGGCCAUGCCCUGUAAUCUUGAGUGCAAUAGGAGCUGAUUGUAUUAUUAAACUUAUAGCAAUGACUUCAGGAAACACAAUGUGUUUUACUCAAAUUGCACACUUUUUUUGACCAGCUGUAUAAUAGAGUAUAUGUGUAAAUAUUGCCAUCACUGAAGAAGUAUUUGUAAUUUUAGCAUAUAAAUAUAACAGGCUUUUCAGUGGGCUUGAUGAUGCCACAGGGCCGCGCGUCAAGCACCCGGGUGAUCCCAAAGGUGUAAAUGUAUUUGCUGUACAGAGGAAGUGUCAGCGCUCGCUUCUCCUAAGGGAAUGGAGGCACCGGUCCCUUUGGAGGGCCAUGGGCAGCCCGAGGGCUCAGCAGCUUCCUUUGUGCCCAGUGAGAGCCCUGCAGUGCGUGCACUGACACAGCCACAGGGAGAGAGCCAUGGGCCUCUGCAGACUGCACCUCCAGGGCUGGAAGCACUGGGCAGGGGUGGCCCCUGCUUGGUGCUUCAAGAGACGCUUGACAUGAGCGAGUUCCUAGCUACAGAUCAAAGCAAUAGUCACUCUGAUGGCAUCUCUAAUAGAGUAGACCUCAUCUGCCAGCCUUGCACAUCAUUGGAGUGGUCAAAGCACCGCUCCAAGGCCAGCCUCCAGUGGGCUGCACUGUAUGUGAUGAAUGAAGCCAUUGUUCGCAGAUGCCUCUGAUGGUCACUACCCCAAGGACCCAAAGGAUCAUCUCCCUGGGCUGCCAGCAUGCAGUGCAGGCUCCUGCCUUGGAGAAGCAGCACUCCAGGCUGCAUGGAAUGUAUUUUUAAGAAAAUAAAUCUAUUUUUUUGUAUUUGCAGACAUAUAUUUGGGCUGGGGCAGCUUAGUUAGAAGACAAAUACCGCAAGAAAUCUUUUCAUAACCACAGACUCAACCAAGUUAAGCGAAUUUUCCAGGGUUACAGUAUUGCCCAUGUCCCUAAACAAACAGUGUCCCAUAGCUCUCAGCACUGUUUCCCCCUCUCACAACUCCCUGUCUCAGCUCAGCAGAGGGAAGCCAGCUCUUUCCUCCCCAGGCUGCCCAUGCAGUGGAUACAGAUGGUGCUCACCUCCUUCCAGUUACAGUGCUCUUUGCAUGCCAAAUGUAAACACACACUUAUCUGCAUGUCUCUCCUGACUCGACCACUGUCAGCUCUACAGUAUAUAACCAAUAAAACUUCUCUUUUUACACGUC